CGUCGGCAAAGUCAGAACACGUGACAGAAGCAGGAAGUGCGAGGACGAGUACACGGUCCAAGUUCAACAGAAUGGUUGCGGCUCUAAGAGGAUUUUCUUACGGUGUGAUGUCCUCAGACCUCCCCGGGCAGGAAAUGUUUGGUCGGCUGAACACCUCAAAUUUGGAUACAAACGUUUGCUAAUUUUGGAUGAUUUGUUUCUCCAACACGCACAUAAGAAAAGUCGAGUCAGGAAACAGCAAUUUGACUCGUCGCCAUCCAACAAAAUGUUUCGGGGUUACUACAUUUUCCUUCUUUUCUUUGUUGUUUGCUGGCUACAGCCAAUAAACGGGCGAGCAGAGCUGUUCCCACCUCAGAAUGUGGACUUGGUUACCAUGAACACCUGUUACAUGCUGAAGUGGGAUUGGAAUGAGAGUACUUCAAACAGCCAUGCUGUUUCUUUCUCUGCACAAUGUAUAGCGAAGUACAAGCUGGACUUAAAGACAAAGCACACCUGGACUACGGCCUGUGAUAACACAGCUCUGAAAUCAUGUGAUCUUUCUGUGUGUCGUAUGUUUUAUCUGGGUGUCUACAUACUCCGUGUUCGUGCCAAUGUAAAUGGCAAUCACUCCAACUGGGUACUGAAAACAUUUUGUCCUGAGGAGCAUGCAACAAUUGGUCCGCCAUCCAAUGUGCGCCUGGCUACUCAUGGAAGCAACCUCUCGGUUUCUAUCUCUCAUCCACUGACCAGUUUAAAUUGCUCCAUGACAGAAGAAUUUUCCAAAUUGUCCUACAACAUCUUGUACUGGGAACAUAAUGAAGACAUGCAGGUAUUAGAACCCAAGAUUUUGAAGAGCGAUAAGUCUGAAGUGACUCUGACAAACCUUAAAUCUUGGACAUUCUACUGUGUAAGGGUCCAGUCACGUUUCGACUUCUACAAUAAGACCAGUACAUUCACCUUAUCCAAGUGUAUUCAGACUGAAGGCCCUAUCCCAUUGUGGAAGAGGAUUUUGUACUUCCUGGGCUCUUUUUUCCUGUUUUUUCUGGUGGUUCUGCUCCUCUUGUAUAUUUCAUUGAAGUGCUACUGGACAGUCAAGGAAACUUUCUACCCCAAGAUCCACCUUCCACCAUUCUUUCAAAAGGAUUCUCAUGACUCCUUUGGAUCCGAUAUUCCUUGUCUACCAUACUUGGGCUCAGAAGUAUUUUGUGACGAAGUUCUGAUAUGUGAAAAACCCCAAGGAUUUCACAGUCUUCCCUCAGAAGUUCUCGCCUCAAGCCAGGAACCAAAUAGCAGUGGUCAGGAUAGUCUUUGGGAUGUAAGAAGAAGCCAAGACUCUGGAGUUUACUGUACAGAAGGCAGCGAGAGCCAACAGCAGAGUAACAGCAGUUAUUCUUCCUCUGGCGCCAAAUUGUCUUAUCUUGUUUACCAAGAUCAGAAGAAAAUGAAAAAUAUGAUUAGAAUAAUGCCACAGUGUUCUCAAAUUACUGCUGUUCAGUAGCAAGCAGCCUUAUCAACUCCGCCCAAUACGAUAUAUUCCACUGUUAGAGACUCAGAACAAUAGUUGUUGUGCUUAUUGUUGUUGGGUAAAUACGGAAUCUAUCAGCCUUUGUUUUUACUGACAUAUAGUGCUGGGUUGCUCGUGACGUCAGGACUGGAAAACAUUCCUCGCAAGAAGUCAAUUGAAAGCAGAGUGAAAAUGCAGAAUGCAGGCACUAGUGCCUGAGGAAAUGGUUCCAAUAGCGAUUUUGGUAAAACGUGUUUUAGAAUUCCUAAGAGAGUUCAUUAUAAAUCGAAAACGUUUUUUAAAGGGGCCUUAAAAAGCAAAACCAACUUUUCUAACCGGAUGGUAUCUGCUUAUCCGUAUUUCGGGUCCCCAUGAAUUCCGAAAAUUUGAACUCAAAUAGUGGAGGCAUUGCAGAGAUAUUUAGAAAAUCUCAAUCAAUCAAAGUUUUGUUUGUAUGGCCCUUAAUCACAGGUGCCAUGAAGGGCUGCACGAACCACAAUGACAUUACUGGUCUGAACCCACAUCUGGUAAAGGUAAACCCAACACUGGAAUACACAGAGACCUUGGGAAGGGACCGCAGAUGUGGGCACCCCUCCACAUGGGUGAUUGGCUGCAAUGGAUUCCAAGUGGGUACAGUUAUUGAAAAUGAUUCAUGAUAAUGUGAGAGUCCAGUCCAUCAGGGGGGAGCAGAGGGUGGUAGGAGGUCUCUAUGCAGGUCAUAGAGGAGUGGUCCACCCUGGGUCGUGACUUGGAACAGCUAGCAUAUCCUCCAGACUGGUAUUUCUUUAGGGAUUAUCCGUGGCCACCUGGUAACCUCUCCAUGCAGGGGGGUGGCAGGUCAACUGGUCUUCAACAGUCUAUUUAAAAGCCAGAGUAUAUGGAUGAGUUUUAAGGUGGAACUUAAAUGCCUUUACCUAAAUAAACAAAUAGCUUGCCUUUCUUCAUACUUCCUCCAAUCGAGCUGUUUGGAAUUUACUCUGUCCUGUGAUGUGGUCUGCCCUAUCUCGUCAGCGGAUAACUCCAUAUAUGGUAAAGUUUUACCCAGAGAGCUUAGCGCGAGUCUGCACUGUAGUCGAUAAGGUCCUUCUUUUUCGCUAUCAUCUUGUUGUGGUGCAGCAGGGGACGGCGUGGCGAAGUUGGGAGAGUGUCCGUGCCAGCAAUCUGAGGGUUACUGGUUCAAUCCCCACCUUCUAGCAUCCUAUUCACGUCCGUUGUGUCCUUGGGCAAGACACUUCACCCAUGCUCCUGAUGGGUCCUGGUUAGCGCCUUGCAUGGCAGCUCCUGCAAUCAGUGUGUGAAUGUGUGUGUGAAUGGUUGAAUGUGGAAAUACUGUCAAAGCGCUUUGGGCUCCUUAAAAAGGGGUAGAAAAGCGAUAUACAAGUACAACCAUUUAACAUUUUUUAUUUAGCCUGGCUCACAUCUACAUGUCUCACCCACUGUUGCCAUUUCUAAUACAAAUGAGUCUAUAGUUUGAACUUAUAUCCGUUAGCAGAUUCACUAUAGAAGCACUAAAAACUACAACAAAGAUGGCGGGGAGAAGACACUGUCGAAGUGGAGGCACAUCGUAAAGAGACGUUUACAAAGCAUCUUAAAGAUGGACUGCAAAACAUAAUCUAUGCAAUAUUUUAACCAAGAAACCAACAUUACAUGUUAUGUAGACCACAAGGAAGUGUUUUAAAUGGAGAUUUUGUUUUGUAACAUGACCGUUUAAAACAGGGGUCGGGAACAUUUUUGGCUGAGAGAGCCAUGGAAGCCAAAUAUUUCAAAAUGUAUUUCCGUGAGAGCCAUAUAACAUUUUUUAACACUGAAUACAACUAAAUGCAUGCAUUUUUAAGACCAACAUUUUGAGAGUAUAAUAAGUCUCUAAUUGUUUUUAACAACAUUGUUAUUCUAAAGUUAAUCAAUAAUAAAUAUAAUACUUUUUACCAUUAAUGCGACAUCUUGAACAGGUGUGAUAGAAAACGGAUGGUAGGAUUAAAAUGCACGAGAAUGUUUUGUAACUUUAAUGUUAUUUUAAACACUGUGAUUACCAGCGGAAUUAUUAAUUACUUAUCGUGUUAAGCAAUGUCAGCUAAGAUUUUUAUCUGAGAGCCAGAUGCAGUCAUCAAAAGAGCCACAUCUGGCUCUAGAGCCAUAGGUUCCCUACCCCUGCUUUAAAACAACCAAAAAGACGCAGAGAGAAGUAUCUGUUUUAAGACGAGUCAACACCACCAUGGAUUUUGGACUGACCUCUUUGUUUAUGACUGUAUAAUCCUAUAAUAAACUAUAAAAGCCUAUUCAUGAUGUAUUAACUUUUCUCCAUAUACUUACAUAUGAGCAGCUUUCUUUAGGAAACUUGCACAUUGAAUGGAUUUGUGCCUUGCAAUGUGUGUGCGCAGCAAUAGUUAAAGAAAAUCUUGGUAAAUAGUUUCAGUAAACUAGAUAAAAAAAUCUCUCAUAGCCUGCAUAUUCCAUAGCAACAACAUACUGUUCUACUAUCUUGAUAAAGCUAAAUAUUGCUGAAAACAGACUGAGGCCAAAGAAAAUAAACAUAGCCAUAGCACACAAACGUCUGUUAGAGGGAAACAUCAAAGAACACAAAGGACAUAAAAAUAAAAGCAGUGCUGAUGCAACCAGCCACUUCUACACACAGCCACAAAAGUAAACAACAACCAAAAACACACACUGUGGUGGCCUCUGCGGUGUGCCACGCCAUCGUCUGGGGUAGGGGGAGCACGGCCAGAGACAGGAACAGACCCAGCAAAGCAACCAAGAUUGCAGACUCCACCCUCGGCCACCUACCAACUCUCCAGUCCGUGUGGAUGAGCGAGGUUACGUCCAAGGAGACCAAGGUGUCCGAUACCUGGUUACAUCUAAAAUAAAAAAAGAUGUACGUCUAAAUGGUAAAUUGGUUAGACUUGUAUAGCGCUUUUGUCCCACACGCCAUUAGACUGUACAACUCCUCUCUGGGACGGGGGACGGGGGGUACUAGGAUGACAGGGGAUGCAAAACAUUAACAGUGCAAUACGUUUUCAUAACAUGGUCACUACUGCCUACUUUGUCUUGUUAUAUUCUUAUUUUACUGUUAUAUUGUUAUUCCCAUGGUUUUUAUUCUUUUUGUAAUAUUUCUCUAUUUUGUUUCCUUUUAAACCCCCAUUAUUUACUUUUUACUUUUUUGUUUAAAUUGAUCUCAACUCUGUACACUGCUGCUGGAAUUUUAAUUUUCCUGAAGGAACUCUCCUGAAGGAAUCAAUAAAGUACUAUCUAUCUAUCUAUCUAUCUAUCUAUCUAUCUAUCUUUUCUACCUUCAAAGUACUCAAAGCACUUUGACACCAUUUCCACAUACACCCAUUCACACACUGAUGGCAGGAGUUGCCAUGCAAGGUUCUAGCCCAGUGGUUCUUAACCUGGGUUCGAUCGAACCCUAGGCGUUCGGCGAGUCGGCCUCAGGGGUUCGGUGGAGCCUUUGCCACGGAGGUAAAGACACAUCCGACAUAUCGUGUAAAUAAAAACUUCUCCCUAUCGGCGUAUUAUGGAUACCCCCAAUCAAUGUUCCCUCUAAUUUUCCAUCUGAUUUGCAGGUUGUUUGAUUGAGCGAUUGAAACUUUUACUCGCAGAUUGCAAAGGAAGAGAAUACAUUAUAUGAAACAGUACAGUUUACACAGUACAGUACAUAUUCCAUACAAUUGACCACUAAAUGGUAAAACCCGAAUAAGUUUUUCAACUUGUUUAAGUCGGGUUCCAUGUUAAUCAAUUCAUAUUAAUGUGUAUAAGGUGUGUAAUUUGUUGUGAGUUCAUGUACUAUGUUGGUUUUGUUCUUUAAACAAGGUGAUGUUCAUGCACAGUUCAUUUUGUGCACCAGUAAAAAAACAUAUGACUUUUUCUUGAA
Molecule: messenger RNA, 5351 nt
Organism: Nerophis ophidion (straightnose pipefish)
Lineage: Eukaryota; Metazoa; Chordata; Actinopteri; Syngnathiformes; Syngnathidae
Gene: il10rb
Product: interleukin 10 receptor, beta
Exons: 8
Coding region: 266-1477 (403 amino acids)
Molecular function (GO): interferon receptor activity; protein binding
Source: RefSeq, a predicted model, not a curated record